AAGAAUUGCGCUUUUAAUAUAUCAUCGAUAUGGGCAAAAAAAGGACAAAAACUUCAACAGAUAUACAAUAAUUACAUCUCAUCGCACUGACAUGCGUACAUGCAACCUGUCAGCUGUCAGAAUGAGGAUAUUGUUUUUCGUAAUAAAUAACGCGAAUUGCUUGGAAUUUGAUAGUGUCGACAGAUUGGGCAAUUAAUCAUUUUUUGUCGCUCUGAAAUAUAGAAAAUUAUGUAAGAAGAUUAAACGGCUAAUAAUGUCGAUAUUUUCGAUUCGAUAGAUCGCUGUAACGCGGAGAGAAGAAGAGAGUGAAAGUGAAAGAGAGAGAGAAAGAGAAAGAACGCGUAGAAUACGCCAAGAUACUAUGCAGCAAUUCGAUGCGUUUAGUUGCGUUUAGUUGUCGCGCGAGUGAGUGCGAUUGUUUUUUCUUCGAUGAAUUAGGAUAAAUAUGCGCUGGUUAAUACGUCUGUGUAUCCUCGCGAUUUUGCUGGUGCACAGCAUAGAUGCGAAUAGCGAGGAAGUGCCAUUAACCAAGUUCGGCGCAAAGACUGGGCCGACUUUAAGAUUCUUUUACUGCUACUCAUGCGGCUAUAGAAAAGCCUUUGAACAAUAUGUGAGUAUUCUUACGGAAAAGUAUCCAGAACUUCACAUUGAAGGAGAGAAUUUUAAUCCAUCGGGUUACAAUAUGUUAAUUGCAAAAGUGCUGGGAACACUGAAAAUAUUGGUAAUUGUUCUAAUUGUAAGUGGAGUUAACUUUGGAUUGCCCCAAACAUCAGUAUGGCAAUGGUGUAUAAGCAAUCGUUUUUAUUCCUGUGUACUCAUUUUUCUGCUUUGUAACGCAAUAGAAGGUCAACUGAUUUCAUCAGGUGCAUUUGAAAUACAUUUGAAUGAUGUUCCUGUUUGGUCAAAACUUGAAACCGGCAGGAUACCUCGACCACUUGAAUUGUUUCAAAUAAUUGAUUUCCAUUUAGAUCCAGAUAUGCAGUUUGAAAAAAUCAAAUUUCGAACAUAAAACAUAAUUUUAUUUUGAAAAUUAAUGUAAUUACAUACCAUGCCACAGGAAGUUUGUUAAAAUGGUGUAAUGUGAUGAAAAUAUGUACAAUAUAUUUGCUAAGUAAGUAAAUUCUUUAAUGUACAUUUCUUAUGAUAGAAUACAUAAUUCCAAUAAGAAGAAUAUGAAAAUAUAAAUGUAAUUGAAAUAAAACUGUACCAAAAUUUCUUAUUACAGGAUUUUGAUUAAAUGAUUUCAUAUAUUGUACAAAUUUCUACAGCAAGAUAUAGUACAUUAUCUCGUAAUAGUCGUUUCAAUAUCGCUUAUUUUUUUAUGUUUAAGACCAGGAUUUCAAAAAUGGAUUUCAAUUAAGAUCUCAUUUAAUCUCCCUGAUUUCAUUCAAAUCAGUUGGAUGAUCGCUGAUUAAGGGACGUGCUUCGUAUGUACAAAUAGUCACACCGUGUUUAUGAGUUGGAGUCCAUUCUCCUUUGAGACCAAUAUAAUAAAUUCUAAUUUGUUCCAUAUUUUGAUCACCAACAAAGUGAAGACUUAAAUGCUGCACAGAUGAAAACUUUACUGUUCUGUAAUAGAAUUUAUAGUGUCUAAAUCUUCUAGUUUCUGUAGUUUUAAUAUCUCAUAUAAGCAUUUUGUUUGUGAUUAUAGUUAUUAACAUUUUAUAAAUCUUAUAGAUAUAAAUAAAAUAGCACA
Molecule: messenger RNA, 1696 nt
Organism: Formica exsecta
Lineage: Eukaryota; Metazoa; Arthropoda; Insecta; Hymenoptera; Formicidae
Gene: SelT
Product: thioredoxin reductase-like selenoprotein T homolog CG3887
Exons: 4
Coding region: 446-1009 (187 amino acids)
Biological process (GO): cell redox homeostasis
Cellular component (GO): endoplasmic reticulum membrane
Molecular function (GO): thioredoxin-disulfide reductase (NADPH) activity
Source: RefSeq, a predicted model, not a curated record